Messenger RNA from Talpa occidentalis (Iberian mole), 2100 nucleotides. It is a transcript of the gene LRRC25, whose product is annotated as leucine rich repeat containing 25. The coding region runs from base 200 to 1138 and encodes 312 amino acids. Gene Ontology annotation, molecular function: protein binding. The record is from RefSeq and is a predicted model, not a curated record. The transcript is spliced from 3 exons. Lineage: Eukaryota; Metazoa; Chordata; Mammalia; Eulipotyphla; Talpidae.
CCGGACACCAGUUCCUCUUCCCUCUGAGCGAGUCUCAGGUUGCACAGCCCAAAGACCGCCUGGGACUACGGUGGUCCGUGGAGUGUGCCCAGCGGCGGUUCUGGCUUCCAUUCAAGUGACCCGGGCGCUGCCCCUGGGCACUGGAGUCUUUCAGCACUGCCGAGGCAAAGGGUGCUGGUGAGACCUGAAAGGUGCUUGAAUGGGGGACGCCCUGGCAUGGGUGUUAUUGUUGCCGCUGCUGCUACAGAAUCCAGGCAGCCAGGGAUUGUCCUGCAAUGUGUCCUUAGAGGCUGACUGGACCAAAGAGUUCCCGGACACAUGCCUGAACUUCAGUGGCGGAGGACUGAGCCUGCCCCUGAACCAGUCUCUGCAGGCCAGAAACUUGAAGCUCCUGGACCUGUCUGGGAAUGGCCUUCAAAAACUCCCGUGGUCCUUCUUCAAAGAGCUGAAUGAGCUGAAGUUCCUGAAUGUGACAAACAACCCACUGGAAGACGUGGACCGUGAGCUGGCCACAUACUGUGACCUUAAACUGCAGGCCGACUGCAGGUGUGACCUAAAAUCCUGGUACAAGGACAGGCAAGACAACUGCUCUGACUACCUGGAGUGCCUGGACAGGAUAGGCAACACCUGGCACAAUUUCUCCACUUUCCAUUGCCCCUCUGGCCUGAGUGGGAUGGCCAUUGGGUCACUGGCGGCCAGUGGAAGCCUGCUCCUUGUGCUUGCCAUUGCUGGCCCGGUGUUAGUCUGGAGACUUCGGAGGCGCCGGGCAUCUAGUAAUCCAGUCCAGGGCAAAUCAUGGACUGCUCAGGAUGGUCACAAGCCUGGCUUGAAUCGGCAGCCUCGGUAUAGUAACCGGGCAAUUAGUCCGAAGCCUCCAGCUGCCACUCUGCCCAGCCCCUCCUCGCCUGACUAUGAGAAUAUGUUCCAGGGUGAGCCAACUGCCAGGCACCAACCAUGGGCUGGACACAGGCCCCACACUUCAGAGGACAGUGACUUCUACAUGAACUACGAGGGUGGCGAGCAGGACGCCCAGCCAGUCUAUUGCAAUGUGCAAGCUCUGGCUCAGGCCCCACGGGGCCGGACUCGGCUGGACCUGUCCUCCCUGGAUGAAGAGGAGUACGUGAUGCCUGGGCAGUGAGUCUGCUGCCUUCCGGGUGGUCUGGGGCAGACCGACUCUUCCUUGGCCUCAUCGCCCCAUCUGAGGAAUGGUGCAAUCAAGGGCCGCCUUUGAGGCCCCAGGGAGACCCCUCCUCAGUUCCCUGGCUGUGAGAAGGGGAGCAGGAAAGGCCCUAAAACAAGGACAGGAGGGUUGAUGUGGGGACCCUGUCAUCAACCUCCUGGUUGUGUGCAAAUGGCUCUCAGUAAAUAAAAGCAAGGGGCUGCUGGGCUGCUGGCUCUAGGAGAGACUCCUGAGCUCCCGAGACCAGCACUCUGAGACACCCAAAUUUGCUCCCCACUCUUGUCCUCCCAUCUGUUCCUCACAGGGUCCCCCUAGACCCUUAUUAUCUAGGCUCAGCCCCUAGGGCAGCCCAUGACAGCCCUGGAAGACUUUAUAAUUCAUUAAUCCGUAUCUCUUCCCUGCUCACAUGGCUCCCCAUUGCUCCCAGAGCCUCAGCCCUCAAGGUCCAGCCUUGCUACUCAUGACCUCUUCCAUCCAUCUGCCCUUCUGAUCUGAGCCUCUUGCCCGCUUGCCAUGCUUUACUAAAGUUUUCAUUGUCUGCCUUUGCCCAUGCCAUUCUCAGGAAGCAUGGGUGACAGUCCUAACUUCAGCAAUAACUGGGCCUCAGUUACCCCAUCUACUAAAUAGGAUGAUUAGAAUUGGUCUUUAAGGCUAUUUAAAAGAAUUAAAAAAAAAUUUUUGCAGAGCCUCCCUGGUGGCGCAAGGGGUUAAGCACCACAAUGUGAAGCGAGCCACAGACUCUGCAGCACAAGUUUGAUCCCCGGCUGACCAGGGAGCUAACCACAUGGUGCAGCAGACCUCUACUAUCUCGUCCGCUGCUCCCCUCAGCAGUGUACUUCGGUCAGUCUGCUUGUUCUGCUCCCCACUCUGUCUCUGGUGAAUCCUCUCACCCCAUCUCCCCCCAACAACUCUGGCCUGUA